AUGGGAGCCUCUACACAACUUGGUACCGGAAACGAACAGGCCGAGGAGUCGGGUCCUCCUCCAUAUUCAUUGGUUGACGACGGUGGUGGGCUCGUGGCAGAAUCAGGGAAUGUGCAAGCGGAUGGCCGUAUCCAUGUCAAUCUUGAGUCCAGGUUCGCGAGAACGCUGGCCAAAAUCAUCGACUUACAGCAGGAAGACAUCCACAAUCCACCCCCCGAGUAUAUUGAUCUUUCCAAGAAAGCCACGGAGUGUCCGUUCAAUCUCAAUAUUGUCAUUCAGAUCGUGGGAAGUCGUGGCGAUGUGCAGCCAUUCAUCGCACUCGGAAAUGCACUAAAGAAGUAUGGUCAUCGCGUCCGAAUUGCGACACACAACGUCUUCGAGGACUUCGUACACGAAUCAGGGCUGGAGUUCUAUCCUAUCGGCGGAGAUCCUGCAGAGUUGAUGGCAUUCAUGGUCAAAAACCCUGGAUUGAUACCACAAAUGAAAUCACUGCGUGAGGGGGAGGUGCAAAAAAAGCAGGCUAUGGUAGCGACAAUGCUUGAUGGUUGCUGGAGGUCUUGUAUUGAAGAUGACCCGAUCACUCAUGAGCCUUUCAUUGCAGAUGCUAUUAUUGCCAACCCACCUAGCUUUGCGCAUGUUCACUGUGCUCAGGCUUUGAGCAUUCCUGUUCAUUUAAUGUUUACGAUGCCGUGGAGCAGCACCAAGGCUUUUCCACACCCUCUGGCAAACUUAAAUUCUUCAUCUAUGGAUCUUCGGACCGCAAACAAGGUCUCAUAUGGGGUUGUAGAGUGGCUUACAUGGCAAGGGCUAGGAGAUGUGAUAAAUCGGUGGCGGCUCUCAAUAGACUUGGAGCCUAUUCCUACGACGGAAGGACCAUGUCUCGCUGAAGUACUAAAAGUACCUUACACUUAUUGUUGGUCUCCUGCUCUAGUGCCGAAACCCCAAGAUUGGCCAUCGCACAUCGAUGUGUGUGGCUUUUUCUUUAGGGAUCCCCCAUCAUAUAACCCGCCCAUCGAGCUGAAAGAAUUUCUGCAAGCAGGCCUGCCUCCUGUCUACAUCGGCUUCGGCAGUAUUGUGGUUGACAACCCCCAAAGGCUCAUAGAUACCGUUGUUCUUGCAGUCGUCAGGGCAGGUGUGCGUGCGAUUGUUUCGAAAGGCUGGAGUGGUCUACUUGGAAGUCCAAACCCAAACAUCUACUAUAUCGACGACUGUCCGCAUGAAUGGUUGUUCCAGCAUGUCGUCGCAGUUGUCCAUCAUGGAGGUGCUGGAACCACUGCGUGUGGUCUCAAAAAUGGAAAACCAACCGCGAUAAUACCCUUUUUUGGCGACCAACCUUUCUGGGGAAACAUGAUAGCUAGGGCCGGUGCAGGCCCCAAGCCCAUCCCAUAUGCAUCUCUCGAUUUUCAACAAUUGACUGCCGCAAUACAGUUUUGUCUCACGCCACAAGCCACUGUUGCUGCACAAAACGUUGCCCUCAAAAUGCGGAGUGAAUACGGCUUAAAAGCCGCUGUGGAGUCAUUCCAUAAACAUCUUCCGUUGAACAAAAUGCAGUGCAUGUUAAUGCCCAGCCAGAUUGCAGUCUGGAAAUAUAAAAAGGGCAAAAGGUCGAUCAGGAUAUCAAAGGCAGCGGUGCAACUCCUACUAGAGCAUCAAAAAGUUGAUGAAAAGAAUCUUCAGUUCCAUCUUGUCAAUCCAAUUAUCAUUGAGCACCGCCGCUGGGAUCCUAUAACUGGAAUAUUGGCUGCAACAACGACUACCGGAUCUAAUAUGCUACACUCAACGGCCGAUAUGAUUUACAAUCCCUACAAAGAAUACAAACGCGGUCGCUCUCCGAACCCGUCUACCAGAGGCUUGCCAUCCCCAGCCUUCCCCGGCAGCUCGCUCUCCCGAGAUCCUUCCUCGACCAGGAUGUCUCCCAGGGAAGGAGGAGACUCAUAUGAUCAUCUAUCACUCUUCGUUGGAUCUGAGCCCGGCCAAAGUAGAGCCGGACUUCUAGUUGCGGGAAGUAUGGUGGGAGCUACGAUGAAAGGCUUUGGCAAAUUCACGGGGUCAUAUUUCAAGGGGAUAGUGGUCGACAUACCCCAUGCUGCAGCAGAGGGAUUUCGCCAGGUCCCUCGUUUAUAUGGAGAGAAACCCAAAGAUUACGGCCCGAUCCAGGACUGGAAGUCUGGAGCUAUCUUUGGCGGCAAGAACUUCGUUGAUGGCAUGACCGAUGGCUUCACUGGCUUUGUCACACAGCCGAUCAAUGGAGCAAGAGAGGAAGGGGCUUUGGGAGCGGUUAAAGGAUUUGCCAAGGGAACAAUUGGUCUUGCUACCAAGGUUCCGUCAGAAGCGGCGUUUCGGUCAAAAGCACGAAAGGCAGUCGUAAAUGCACGGCUGAAGAAUGGACAUUUUGAAAUUAGCAGGAUGCAUAUGACUGAUGAAGAGCGCCAUGAGGUUUUGCAGAAGUUUGAUAGACUUUUGUGGGCCUCGGAUAGCUAG
This is a messenger RNA of Penicillium soppii, 2481 nucleotides long. Its product is annotated as putative sterol glucosyltransferase. Gene Ontology annotation, biological process: carbohydrate metabolic process. Lineage: Eukaryota; Fungi; Ascomycota; Eurotiomycetes; Eurotiales; Aspergillaceae. The record is from RefSeq and is a predicted model, not a curated record. The coding region runs from base 1 to 2481 and encodes 826 amino acids. Gene Ontology annotation, molecular function: UDP-glycosyltransferase activity; hexosyltransferase activity. The transcript is spliced from 7 exons.